AUGGACGACGAGCCCCUUUUGGACCUGGAGGAUGUGUACAGGCCCUUUGAGGAUCCCAAGUUGCGGAGCUCGCUUGAGGCCGAGACUGCGACUGCUGAGGCCCAGAGGCACGCAGUGGCACCAUGGGAGCAGGAGGAGUUUGAUCCAGACAAGGUCGUGAACCUCUCAGAGACGAAGCCACUGCCGCCUCUCGCGCCCGAGCCGAGAGCACCAGCGGCUCCCUCACAGCCACAGGCGCCACAGCCAACGGCUCAUCCGAUGCAGCGCAUCCCGGCCAAUGCUACAGCCUUCGGCUCUGACGACUUGUUCGGGCCCGCCAGACAGGAGGAGUCUACAAUGGACGCGGUUUACAACUUUCCGGGUAAGGUGAGGCAACAUGUCCUAGCGGACUGUAUGGGAGUGGUCCCCAGUGAGCCCGAGGUGCGCAUUGACCCCGCGGAAGCCGGGGUAGCGGUGCCCUCACAAGAGGAGGCCGUGACCAUCAACCGAGCCAUUGAGGGACGAUGGGUCCCGACAUACAUGCGGCAGCAGCUGGUGGCAGGAGGUCACACAUCGAUGCCGUCGGCCCCCAACGGCCACGAGUAUGCGGCAACGGCCCAGCCACCGUCCUUGGGGCAGGCCUUCGCUGAUGUUGGCACAGAUCUUGGAGAGAGUGCACAGUACUUCAUGGAGUUUAUGGCCGCUUUUUUCACCAGUCUUUCCUUCCAGUGCCAGGCAUGUGGGCAGCAAACGGUGUCCACAGCGCACGAGCAGGUGAUGACCUGUGGGGACUGGUGUGUUGGGGCGGAAGACGACCCGGAGGGCCCCGUCGUAAUUCCUGUUACUGAUCAGGUGGCUUUGGGGGGACAUAAUGUCAUCCCCCCGGUAGCCCAGAAUGUGCAUGCCUGA
This is a messenger RNA of Symbiodinium sp. CCMP2592, 888 nucleotides long. The record is from the annotation of a GenBank genome assembly. NCBI's taxonomy places the organism in Eukaryota, Dinophyceae, Suessiales, Symbiodiniaceae.